AUGUUGGCGCUGCUGGCCGCUGGCGUGGCGCUCGCCGUGGCCGCCGGGGCCCAAGACGGCCCGGCGCCCGGCAACCGCUUCGUGUGCACUGCUUUGCCCCCGGAAGCGGCGCGCGCCGGCUGCCCACUGCCCGCGAUGCCCAUGCAGGGCGGCGCGCUGAGCCCCGAGGAGGAGCUGCGGGCCGCAGUGCUGCAGCUGCGUGAGACCGUCGUGCAGCAGAAGGAGACGCUGGGCUCGCAACGCGAGGCCAUUCGCGAGCUCACGGCCAAGCUGGGGCGCUGCGAGGGGCUUGCGGGGGGCAAGGCGCCGGGCCGGGCGGCCUCGGGCAAGGACACCAUGGGCGACCUGCCGCGGGACCCUGGCCACGUCGUGGAGCAGCUCAGCCGCUCUCUGCAGACCCUCAAGGACCGCCUGGAGAGCCUCGAGCACCAGCUCCGAGUGAACGUGUCCAGCGCGGCGCUGCCCGGCGACUUUCGGGAGGUGCUCCAGCGGCGGCUGGGGGAGCUGGAGAGGCAGCUCCUGAGCAAGGUGGCCGAGCUGGAGGAUGAGAAGUCCCUGCUCCACAAUGAGACCUCAGCUCACCGCCAGAAGACCGAGAGCGCGCUGAACUCGCUGCUGCAGAGGGUGACCGAGCUGGAGCGAGGCAACAGUGCUUUCAAGUCGCCUGAUGCCUUCAAAGUGUCCCUCCCCCUCCGCACGAACUACCUGUACGGCAAGAUCAAGAAGACACUGCCCGAGCUGUACGCCUUCACCAUCUGCCUGUGGCUGCGGUCCAGCGCCUCGCCGGGCAUCGGCACCCCGUUCUCUUACGCAGUGCCCGGGCAGGCCAACGAGAUCGUGCUAAUAGAGUGGGGCAACAACCCCAUUGAGCUGCUCAUCAACGACAAGGUCGCACAGCUGCCCCUGUUUGUCAGUGACGGCAAGUGGCACCACAUCUGUGUCACCUGGACAACGCGGGACGGCAUGUGGGAGGCCUUCCAGGAUGGGGAGAAGCUGGGCACCGGGGAGAACCUGGCCCCGUGGCACCCCAUCAAGCCGGGGGGUGUGCUGAUUCUCGGGCAGGAGCAGGACACGGUUGGGGGCAGGUUCGAUGCCACGCAGGCAUUCGUGGGGGAGCUCAGCCAGUUCAACAUAUGGGACCGCGUCCUUCGUGCACAAGAAAUCAUCAACAUCGCCAACUGCUCCACGAACAUGCCGGGCAACAUCAUCCCCUGGGUGGACAACAACGUGGACGUGUUUGGAGGGGCUUCAAAGUGGCCGGUGGAGACCUGCGAGGAGCGUCUCCUUGACUUGUAG
Molecule: messenger RNA, 1296 nt
Organism: Lipotes vexillifer (Yangtze River dolphin)
Lineage: Eukaryota; Metazoa; Chordata; Mammalia; Artiodactyla; Lipotidae
Gene: NPTX2
Product: neuronal pentraxin 2
Exons: 5
Coding region: 1-1296 (431 amino acids)
Source: RefSeq, a predicted model, not a curated record